Molecule: messenger RNA, 4783 nt
Organism: Ictidomys tridecemlineatus (thirteen-lined ground squirrel)
Lineage: Eukaryota; Metazoa; Chordata; Mammalia; Rodentia; Sciuridae
Product: KIAA0825 ortholog
Source: RefSeq, a predicted model, not a curated record
CAGCCCCGGAAGAGGUUGUACCAUUUCCGGGUGGUUGUUAGUGACGCUCUGGAGCAGUCGCCAGGGUGGUCUGAGGUAGUGCAGGGCUUGACUGUGGCCAGCUCGGGUUAGUUUCCGGCUUGGUACGUGCUGGAGUUGGGAGACUGGUAUAUUUUAUGAAUUUUGGGGAAAAAACUGCUGAAGAUAUUAAAAGAAGGAACAGUUCUAAUACUGACGACUCAUAAGAAAAUAAUAUUCUUCCUGCUUAAGAUUAGACAACCAGCUCAUUCUUAAGAGUCUUCUGAAAUAAAAUUAGUUUUCGGCAGACACAACAUCUUUGUUUGUAUGUGGUGCUGAGGAUUGAACCGCGGCCGCACGCGUGCCAGAAUGGACUGGGUAGAUGAAUAUUCCCAUAAUUCUUUUGACCUACAAUGCUUAUUAAACUCGUUUCCUGGAGACUUGGAGUUUAAGCAGAUCUUCAGUGACAUUGAUGAACAGAUAGAACAAAAUGCUACAAGGAAGAGAAUCAAGGGAAUUGGCAUGGACAUAGAAUCCUGCAUUAAAGAAAUACAAUCUGAAGUUAACAAACAAUGCCCAGAUGUACAGCUGCAAACAUCAACUGACUGCUUUGAAUGGCUAGCUAGCUAUCAUCAAAAUACAUCUAAGUCACCUUCCAUUCCGAAUGGAGAUCUGAUAAAAUUCCUCAAAACACUGCAAGAUUUCUUGAAGAAUGAACAAAAUCAAGAAGAAAUGAUUCUGAAUUUACUUUGGGACCUCUCCUGCCGAAGCAGUGUUUCAUUCCCGUCGUCUCUAAGUGAAACAUCCUUCCAUUUGCUUUCUAGAACUUCUCUUCAUUCUGUUGAAGAUCAUUCCUCUGUAGAUGUAAAGUCUAUAUGGGAUGAUAUAAGACUGCAUCUUCGACGCUUCUUAGUAAGCAGAUUACAAAGCCAUAAUGAAAUAAAUAAUUCACAGCAAAAAAUGAUAUUGAAAAACCAACGCAUACAGCAACUCUUGUUUCUCUAUCCAGAAUCAGAAGUUAUUGUCAAGUACCAAAACAUACAGAAUAAACUGUUGGCUAAACUUCUGCAGAACUGCUUUCUUUCUUACAGCAGAGAUUCAAAUUUAGAUGUAAUGACUCAUGGAUUCCAAAAUACAAUGCUUUCAUUAUACUCAAUGAUAAAAGAGGAUUUUGACACACUGUAUGAAAUUUUAGCUCCAUCCUCAACAGUGAAAUUCAUUAAAGAAACUUACCUGGAUACAGUUACAGAAGAAAUGACAAAAUUUCUUGAAAAUUUUUGUGAGUUGCAGUUCAAAGAAAAUACUGUUCGUGUGGUUAAAACAAGCAAGAGCUCCAGCAAGCAUAGAGGAGCAGUGCAUGCUUUGGUUACACCUGAAUGCCCACGGACAGGAAGAAACAUUUUCCUUUCCUUUGAUGAACUCAAAUUCUUAUCACAACUCAUAAAAUCUUUUUUGAAGCUGGAAAAUGAUGUUCAAGAGCUGUUUGAAGAAAUGUUUUUAUUGCUUAAGAUGCCCAGGAAUACUUCAGGAAUUGUGGAGAAAUCCAAUAGAGAAAUUGUAAUAGAAAAACCUAAAGCAUAUAAAACCAGUAUUCCUUUAGAGCAAUCGCUACCAGGAAAAGAGGUCACUUUACUAGAUUUUGGCUGGAGGAAUGCAUUUAAAGAAGUAUCUCUACCCAUGGCACAUUGCAUAACAACUGCAGUUGAAAAUUUUUCCACAAAAAUUCUCCAACAGGAACAGAAUGAAAAGUCUUCAGCUGUGAGCUAUGCUAUGAACCUUGUAAAUGUCCAGCAAAUUUGGCAAGAUAGCCACAUGUUUCCUGAGGAGGAACAACCAAAGAAAAUUGCAAAGUUUUGUUCUGACAUCAUGGAAAAACUUGACACCAUGCUUCCACUGGCUCUGGCAUGCAGAGAUGAUUCUUUUCAGGAAAUUAGAGCAAACUUGGUAGAGGCCUCUUGCAAAGUGGCAACAGCUGUCCUGGCAAGACUACAAGAGAGAGGCAAGGAGGUUCCUUCCAAAGCACCCCUGAAAAACCUGCACAUACUCCUCUCCACAGCGGUGUACAUCUUCCAGCAUUUCACACACUGCAAUAAUUUGAUGAAAGAAACCACUAAGAAACCCAUAUUCCUGGUGCCUGUCCAACGAUAUCAGGAAUUCAUCAACACUCUACAGUUUCAGGUUACGGACUACUGCGUCAGAGUUUGUGCUACAAGCAUUUUACAGGAUGCUGAGAGCCACCACUGGGAUGACUACAAAGCUUUUUAUGAGGGGGAAAGAUGCUCCUUCUCACUCCAGAUGUGGCAUUAUUUCUGCUGGGCUCUUCAUCAUGAUCUCUGGACCAUUCUGCCCCCUAAGAUAGCCCAGGAGAUUCUGGCAGAAGUGCUAGAGAAAUCGUUGAGUCUGCUGGCCUCCAGAUAUGCUCGGGCCCAUCCCAGUUAUAAGAGAACUCCACAGAUUAGACUUGAUGUGACAACAAUUUUAAUCUGCACUGAGAACAUGUUAUGGUCGAUUUGUACAUCUGUACAAAACCUUGUGAAUCCUCAUGAGUCUAAAGAUGAUAAAAUUUUUAAAAUUCAUACCCAUUGUAAUAAUCUGUUUACAACAUUAGCCAUUUUGACUUCACCAUUAACAGAGUUAUAUAGAACGUUUCAGCAUGGCAUGGAUGAGUCUGCUUCAGAUUCCUUAAAAUCACUUUUAAACCAACCAUUGCAUUGGGUUUCUUGCAUAUCACAUUUCUACCCUUCUUUACUCAGGACUCCAUCAGCUGGAGGACUGAAAAUGGAGGGUCAAUUGAAACUGCUCUUAUCCCAGCCAGGUUGUAACUGGAACCUGCUUCUGGAAACCCUACUGAGUAAUGACGGUCUUUUACCAAGAAUCUUGUUGCAGAGCUCAACACGCACCUUUCAAGACCAAGUUUCUGAUACAGAAAAUAAUCUGAACCAAGGAUUCAGCUUGACAGAAGCCAUCUUUAAAGUGCUGUACCACUGCAAUUUUUCUCCACAAACUUUUGGAAAUGUUUUUGUGAGCUACAUGGAAGAAGAACAAUUAUGGGACUUUUUGAAUUACAUCCCAGCUUCAGUGUGCAUGGAGUCUGAGCCAGAGGUCAUUCGAUGCUUGAGGUUGGCACUGACUGACGCUGUCAAGGACAUUGUCCAAAAGGUGAUAUCUAUGAUGAACCAUGAGAGAAACUGUGAAACAAACCUAAGCAAGCACAGUGUUCCUGAUAGUCUGCUUGAGAGCAUUCCAAAAGAAUGGAGUUAUACUCCAAAGGAAACCAAAAAAAAAGAUUCAAGCAAAGGCUUCACAAGGCUUGCUGCUCAGGCAGUAUCUAUUGUAAUCAGCAAGUUACCUACAGUGAUUGCAUGUUUGCCUCCCCCAAUUAAAUACUUCUUUUUUCUGUCUGAGAGGAAAAUGUCAAAAAACUUUGUUGAAUUGAAGAUAGCUGGCCUGCUUGUCUGGAACUUGAUUGUACUUAUACGUCGCAUAUUUAAAGAUGGAAACGCAGUAGAACUUUUAACAGGUGCCUCCCUUGACAGAUGGAGUAAAGAGAAACUGGGUUUAAUUUGUGAGUGUUUGGGUAGCAUCAUUGGAGAGCAAAGUAGCCCUAAUCAAAUGACCCAAAAAGUCAUACAAAGCAUUGAGCAACAAAAGCCCAAAUGGAUUGAACGCCAGUUGUUGAAAGCAAGGAAAUUGAGCACUGAAUGUGCCUUUAUGACAAUGGAGAAAAGCACAGUCUUAGAAGAAGGAGACACUGCUCUUGAACUGACUGAGCAGAAAAUAAACAUGAUGGUCCUGGAUGUCUGCCACAAACCAGGUGGCAGCGAGUACCUGAGGCAAAUUUAUCACAUCAUGCGGCUCAAUGAGGAAUAUUUAAAAGAACAUCUGUUUUCUAUGAAUGGUUCAGAGGAAAAGCCAUUACCCAUCCCACCUAUAAAGACGACCUUGAGAAGUGUGGAAGCUCAGCCUUCUGUCUUUAACCCUUUCCAUGUGCACAAGGUGUUUAGUGAGAAUAUGCUAGAUCAGUCAGUCAUCACAAAGUGGAACUGGAACUGGUCAAACUUGCUGCCAAAUUAUCUGGGACUGGAUAAGAUGACCUUCAGUGUGCUGCUCAAAAACAGGUGGGAAAUGAGGAAGGAUGAAACACUGGAAGAGGAAGAAAAAGCGAUGCUGGAAAACUUAAAAAGAAUUUGCACCAUACAGGACUCUUCUGCCUCAGAUAACACGGAUGAACAGUAAUCCACAGGAAAUGGCAACAGCUUUAUUUUAGGAAACAAUCACAUGUAAUGGAGUAGGGUUUUUACCAUAGUCAGAAUGAACCUUAGAUGUGUUCUGAAGCAUGAAACCAAUGACUGAGUAAUCUCUGUACUGAAAAAGAAUACAAUACAUAAAGAAUAAAGUGCUCCAUAUUUUUAUUUAAAAAAUAAUUUUGAAUGUUUUCCCCCCAAUCUUUCUCUUUAUAUGAUAAAACUGCUGCCAUCUCGUGUUCCCUUUGAAUCAUUUUCCUCCUUUCAGUCUCGAAGUAUCUAUGACAACAGGCAAAAUGUUAGGAAAUUUUUCCCUAAGGAUUUUUUAAUACAACAUUUGGAUGUUAAGAUGAAUGGAGUCACAUAGACCCCUGGGACUCAUCUGAAAAUUUCAAUUUAGUUUUGUAGCUGUAUCCCAAGUCCAGGUCUUAAUUGCCUUUAAUAUCCAGCAUUGGACCAGCCUCACUACCCACAUAACCUCUUCUUUAUCCAAUUUAUCUUUACCACAGCCACACACACACACACACACACAAAAAAAAACA